This is a messenger RNA of Stegastes partitus (bicolor damselfish), 7910 nucleotides long. Its product is annotated as myb-like protein X. The transcript is spliced from 49 exons. Gene Ontology annotation, biological process: lipid transport; lipoprotein metabolic process. Lineage: Eukaryota; Metazoa; Chordata; Actinopteri; Pomacentridae. Gene Ontology annotation, molecular function: lipid binding. Gene Ontology annotation, cellular component: extracellular region; membrane. The coding region runs from base 218 to 5128 and encodes 1636 amino acids. The record is from RefSeq and is a predicted model, not a curated record.
AACAAAUCAAAAAGCGAUUGAGGAACCUGAGUUGAGGCGGAAGGUGUGAUUUCCGAGCCGCGGCGGGGCUCCUGAACGCCUCUGUGCAGAUGUUCCGAGGCGCUGCUCUGAAGUUUAAACUCCUGGGAGCGUCUGACAAGAAGGAGGCUCCGUUUGACAAUAUUCACCAGAAAUUAGAUGUGAAGCGUCUCUCAAGUGUCUUUACAACUCCGGCACGAUGGAGGCGUGUACGGUGAAGCCACAAGUCAAGAAGAAACCAAAGCCGCCCAAACCUCCUCCAAAGCCUGCAGAGGUCAAAAGAAAUGACACAGAGAACCCAGUACCUGUGGUUCCCCCAAGACCGACAAAUGCUGAACGGAGUCAGACGCAGUACAGAGUAAAGAGUUCAGCAGCUGCAAACACAGGGACAAAUGAGAACGUGAAGCAACGAGAACCAAAAGAGAAACUGCCUGAAACUCCCGUGGUUCCACCCAGACCAACAGAAAAGGAACUGAACAACGCAACCAGAUACAGCCAGCGCAGGAGGGUCCAGACUGAGGACACGCAGAGCUCCAGAGAAACUGACCAACCAGAAGCUGCCGAAGUUCCCAGCGAUGAAGCCGACUUCAAACAGAGUAAUCAGUCGGUCCUGACUGGCAUGUUUCGACGGAGCCACAAAGAGAAAGCGCCGACGUUCACUAGUUACAUGAUCCACUCCUUUGACGAAGAGGAGAAAACCGACGAGGUCCCAGCCAAACAGGCUCCUGGAAGCAAACCGAGCGUUCUGAAGGGAGUGAUGAAAGGAUUACAGAUCAAGUCAUCACCAAAGGCCAGCAGAGAACCAAGUCCAGAUCCCAGUGCAGAGGAAGGAGGCUCAGAAAAGGAACAAUCUGCAGAAAAAAACAAGCAGGAGAAGAAUGCAGAAGCCAAACAGGAUAAAGGAGGUCUACUCGCUGGAAUGUUCCGGAAAACCCCCAAAGAGAAAUCCUCUUCCUCGACAGCGGCGGUCAGCAAAGCAGACAGUGAUACCGAGGAGGCAGAAGACGAGGAGAAAACAUCAGAACAAUCCCACGAAAAGGGAGGCUUCUUCUCUGGCAUUCUUAAGAAAUCCAGCAAACAUGCAGAUGAGACGUCUGCACAGGAGAAUCUGAGCGCUCAUAGUGAACUAUCUGCCAGCAACGACAGUCUGUCGGAAAACAAGGAAAAAGGAAAAAUAUUCGGUGGCAUUUUCAAGAAGUCGAAACCAGCAGAAGCCGCUCAAACCGAUGAGGACCAGACGUCUCUGCACGGAGACCUGUCCGGCAGUAAUGAUAAUCUGAUUGAAGCUCCCACAAAGGAGAAAGGGUUUUUCAGCGGGAUCCUUCGCAAAUCUCCCAAGCUGCCUGGAGAGGGGACGCCUGGGCAGGAUAAAGAGUCGCAGCAGAGCGACCUGUCGGCCAGCAGUGAGAGUCUGUCAGAGAACAACACAAAAGAGAAAGGAAAUGUUUUCAGUGCGAUGUUUAAGAAAUCUCCAAAACUGUCUGAAGGCUCACGGCUGGAAGAGGGUGCAGAGCCGUUGCACGGUGAGCUCUCUGCCAGCAGUGACAGUCUCGCGGAGAACAAGGAGAAAGGCGGUUUGUUCAGUGGACUCCUCAGGAAGACUCCGAAAACAACCGGAGAGGAGAAUCUGUCGGCACAUAAAGAUGUUUCAGGCAGCAGCGACAGUCUGUCUGAGGCGGCCAACACAAAGGAGAAAGGAGGCGCGUUCAGUGGAAUGUUCAAGAAGUCGUCCAAACUUACAGAAAGUCCUCCAACAGAUGAGGGUGAAGAACCUCAGAAAGAGCUGUCGGCCAGCAAUGAUGACCUGUCCGAGAAUAGCAGCACUAAGGAGAAAAACAUUUUCAGCAACAUGUUUAAGAAGAAACCAGCAGAGAGCGUCACAGCAGAGAAGGAGUUGGAGGGAAAACCUGACAAUCAGUUAUCUGGCAGCAGCGAGAAUCUGACCGACGCAACCACCCGGAAGGAGAAAAAAGGAGGCCUGGCUGGAAUAUUCAAAAGGUCUGCCAGCAUCGACAACCUGUUUGACGAGGAGAAAGGUGGGCUGUUCAGCGGACUUCUCAAGAAAACACCCAAAGCAUCAGGAGACGAGGAAGCUGCAGAGGAGAAAGACUCUCAGAAGGAGCUGUCAGCAAGCAACGACAGUUUGGCUGAAAACAGCAACACCAAGGAAAAAGGAGGAAUAUUUGGUGGAAUAUUCAAGAAGCCUCAAAAACCUGCAGAAGCUGCUCAAUCUGACGAGGACGGCGAGAUCUCAGCCAGCAACCAGAACCAGCCACAGGAGAAAGGUGGGCUGUUCAGCGGACUUCUCAAGAAAACACCCAAAGCAUCAGGAGACGAGGAAGCUGCAGAGGAGAAAGACUCUCAGAAGGAGCUGUCAGCAAGCAACGACAGUUUGGCUGAAAACAGCAACACCAAGGAGAAAAGUAUCUUCAGUGGGAUGUUUAAGAAAACUCAGAAACCAGCAGACGAGGAAUCAAACACCGGCGAGGACAAGAAACUAUCUGGCAGUUGUGAAAAUCUAUUGGAAGCAGCUGAAACAAAGGAGAAAACAGGAUUUGCAGGGAUCUUCAAAAAGUCUCCCAAACCAGCUCCACGCGCUGUUACUACUCAGGAUCCGCUCAGUGACUCGACGCUACUGUCAGCCAGCUGCGACAGCCUCACAGAGAUUGGAAAGGAGGAUGAAUUAUGGUCCAGUAACGAGAAUCUUUUAGAAGCUACAGGCACCACAAAGGAGAGAAAAGGCGGUUUAGCUGGGAGGUUCAAGAGGGCACCCAAAGCUGUGGAGCAGCAGGAAGGUGAAGACAUGGAGGCACCGGAGGGAGGCGGACUGAGACGCAGGAGAACCAUCAAGAAGAAAAGACGAGUUGUGUCAUUCCGAGUCAAGAAAACUCUUCCUAAAAUUCCCAAACUGAAUCUGGCUUCACAGAGUUCAGAUAAGAUGCCUGUGGUUGAAGAGUCUGUUGAGCUUCAGGAGCUGAACCCAGCGCAGGAGAGCACAGUGGAGGUUCAGCAGGUGGAGAUGGCAGCUUAUCCGACUGAAGAAAAUCCUGCCCAAACUGAGCAGGAACCUGAUGAACUGAUGGAGUGGUGGAACACAGUGAAAGGUUGGACGGAGUGGAACGAGAGUUCUAAUUUCCAGGCAGAGGAUGAAGAAACGGCGAUGGAGCAGGCGGCCGAUCGAGUCUACAUGGCCGCCCGUCUCUUUGUGCGUCUCUUCAACCAGCGCGGGGCGUCCUUACAGCAGCGCAUCCUGGAGCUUCUGGCUCUGGCCGACGCCGCCGAUCAGUUCCACAAGAAGACGGUGACAGCAGCUGUGGGCGGCGGCGUCGCCAGCGUUGCAGGCAGCGUGGCCACCAUCACCGGGCUCAUCCUGGCACCCUUCACAUUUGGCGCCUCCAUUAUCGUAACAGCCGUGGGCAUCAGUGUGGCGACGGCGGGCAGCAUCACGUCAGCGACGGCCAACAUCACAGACACGGUUCACUCCAACAUGGACCGAAAGAAGGUGGAGAAGAUGAUCCAGGACUACCAGGAUGAGAUCAAAGACAUCCGAGAGUGCAUGGAGUUCGUGCAGGAAGGUAUCGACACCCUGGAGGAGUGGGAUUUCAGCAAAUACUCCGAAAGUGCCGCCAAAAAGGCUCUGAACCACAACAUCAAACACGUGAUGAAGGAGGGCGGCCGAGCCGGGAAAGCCCUGAUGAUCAACACCGACAAGCUCAUCAGCACCGUGCAGGUUCUAGGAGCUGCAGGCGGCGUCGCCAAAGCCGCCCAGGCCAUCAGCGUCACCACGGGCGUCAUGUCGGCGCUCUUCUUGGCUCUGGACGUUUUCUUCCUCGCCAAAGACUCCCACAAACUCCGCAAAGGCGCCAAAACAAAAUUCGCCGCCAAGAUCAGAGAAGUUUGCAAAGACCUCCAAGACGGCCUCCUGGAGCUGAACAAGGUGAAGACGCAGCUGCAGAAGACGAUGGACGGCAUCGAGGUGGAGGAGUACGAGGAGAUCGAGGAGGUGGAGGUGGAGGUGGAGGACGACUUGGAGUCCGAUCCCAAGAAGCUGGCAGAGCUGGAGCAGGAGCUCGACCUCCUGGAAGAGAAACUGGACAAGAAGGUGGAGGAGGAGGAGCUGAAAAAUAGCAAAGAGGUGGAGAAGGAAAAUUUGAAAAGCAAGAAGGAGAAAAAAGAGAAGAAAGCUGAUAAAGAGGAAAAGAAGGACAAAGAGGAGACGACGGAUGAAGAGGACUCAAAGAAACCAGAAAAGGAGAAAGAAGUCAGCAAAUCAGAGAAGAUUAGCGACGAAGAAAAGGAGCCGAAACACGGGACAAGUGUCAAAACUUCCAAAGAGGAAGUUUUAAAAGAAGAACCUCAGAAAGGAAGCAAGAAAGACAAAGAAACCGAGAACAGAUUAACAGCUGGGAAAGAGAAACACGAGAGCAAGCGAGACCAGGUGAAAGAAGACACCGGUGCGAAUAAAACCGCAGACAGGAAGGAAAAAGAGAAAAAUAAGACUGGAAAAGAGCAGGAAGAAGUAAAGAGCAGAUCAGGGGACGACAGGAGAACACACCAUGAGAGCAGAGAAAGUGGAAGGAGAAGGAGCAGCAGGGAGGAGAAGCCUGAAGGGAAUAAAGAGGAGAGUACGAGGAGGCACAGCAGCAGGAGUGACAGAUACGAAACGAGAGACAGCGACAGGACGGAGAGCUGGAGGAGGAGAGGAGAGGAGGAGAGAGGAGUGAAGGACUGGAGAGCUGAGAUGGCAAGAAGCAGAGAGGAGAAACCAGAGAGUAAGCCAGCAGAUAGAGCGACGAGGAGAGAAGAUCACGGAAAAACGGCGUCGCAUCGAAGCCACGAGACGAACAGGGAGCCUUCAGACAGAGAGGGAUCGAAGAGGAGUCACCACAGGGGAGACGAGAGAGGAGGCAGCCGGGUGGAGAACGCCAGGAGGCAGUUUGAGAGGGCAGGAGGCGAGAAGGAGGAGGAGGAGGAGAAGAUGAGGAGAGAGGAUGGAGGGAGUCGGAGGAGGGAGAGACAGGGAAGCGACAGAGAUCGAGGACACGAACACAGCCGGCGCGGAUCUCGACCUCGAUCCAACGCUCUGAUGGAAGACGGACUCUACAUUUAGAUUUAACACCUUCCACGAUGACACCAACGUCAACAAAUGUGUUACCUCCAGUCCGGUGAAUCCUCUGCCUGGGAAUCGUCACAUUUUUAGGUUUCAUUUAGGUUUUUCGUUCUUUUAUUUAUAUGGGAAAGUCCUGCACUCUAACUUUAACUAAAUCACCUGAACUCUUCCUGAGAACAAAAUCCACUCACUGGUGUGUGUUUAGCUAGAAAACAAUGCUAAUGUUUGCUAUUAGGUUCAGUUUAUUGUUGAUUUUGGUGUUUUCAUGGGAUUUGCGUUAUUCGGGACUUUCGCACUGCCACCAUCAGGUCUGAAAUAAGACUUUGGACGCACAAUGUUUCUGCUGCUGUACAGGAACAAAUAAAUCAAAACAUGUCUCAUAAAUACCUCAAUUAAAAAGUAUCUGCUCAACAAAUUACUGAGGACAAAUACUGAAUAAACACUAAAUACACUUAAUCCAGGAAUACUGAAAGUGUAAUGAAUUACGGCACUUUGAAUCAUCGCUAAUGAUGCUAAUGGGUAAAUAUCAGCAUGCUAACCCAUUAAAUGAAAUGCAGACUAAUUGGUGAACAUGCUGAACAUUAUACCUGCUAAAUUUGAGCUUGUUAGCAUUGGUCAUGAGAGAAUGUUAGCGCGCUAAUAUUAGCAUUAAACUCAAAGCGCUACUGUCUGAAAUGACUCCUUCAUUUACCACUACUUUAUAAUGCACACUCAUGGUCCACAAGUGAAGCCAGUGCCGAAGUGACUUAGACCUGCAUUCUGUCUAGCAGCCAGCAGGGGGUGACUCCUGGUUGCAAAAAGAAGUCAAGAUUAUAUAUAACUCCUGUUUUCUCACUUCAUUUGUUACCUCAGUAAACACUUUCCUCAUAAGGUUCUGGUCUCAAAUGCUAGUUUUAAGUCUCUUUCAACACAGCACGAUGUUAAAUUUGUAAAUGAUAGUCCCAUUUAGAGUAAAGUAGAUGAUUAAAUAGGGAUAUUUUAAGGCGGGGCAACCGUGUGAUUGACAGGUUGCUACCAUAUCGUUGAAAGUUGUGGUAAAGAGAUAAACACUAGUUGUUUUUUUGUAUAGUGGAUAGAUAUACGCACUCUGAAAUGUCCGACGGUACAAGUAGCGCACUAUGCAGUAAAUAUGGAGUGAUCUCACACGCAGCAAUAUUAACGUUAACGGGUCCGUUCACCCAAAUCACAGGGAAAAAACAUGCAGAUUGUUUUAGUUGCAGGUUUUGAGAUGUCUCAAGAGAUUUCACAUGUCGACACAAAGCAGGUGGAUGGAUAAUUUUUUUGUUCCUCAUAGCUUCAAUAAACUGGUGUUUCAAGAAGCAGUCAGUCAGGAUAUGUGCAGCUUAUUCUCAUUAUUAAUGCUCUGAACUCCAAACAGCUUUUUUUUGUUUUGCUCCUUUCAAAUUUCUAAUCACUGUGGACUCAUUUUUACUGCAGUAUGAAGUCCUGCACAUCUGUGGAAACAACACAAGGAGAGAGAACUCGAAAGUGUUUUUUCAAGGAUAACAAAAUUAUGUCAUAAAUCAGAAAAAUGAAAGAUUUUUUAUUAUUGUUAUUGUUAUUAUUGUUAUUAUUUACCCCCCAAAAAAUGGAAUCGUCAUGUACAACAUUUUUCUUCAAGUACCUGUAAAACAUGGUGGCUCUGCAUCCUACAGAUAUUUUACUACUUACAUUUUUAUCUGUUUUAAUGCUCGUCUCUUAUCGUUUCUUGGAAAACACAGCCUGCAGUUCAGCCAACAAGUCCCUGAAUUCUUGUCAUAUGAUUGUCGGUAAGUGCUGAGUCACUCACGACUUCUCGAACAGGAAUUUUGUUUCAUGACAGAAUCUGUUUCGUGCCAACAGUUUAUUUCUGGGGAACUUUUACAUGAGAUGCGUGAAGUCAAUUCGAUACAAUAUCAAGUUUACAGUUUCUGGCUCUGAGAAAACUUAAUUUUUGCUACAGAAAAAUAAAGCUCCAGCGGGUUUCGGGGUUCAGAGGGUUAAUUUUACAAGAGAGUUUCUGUUUUUAAUGCUGUGAGCAGCACAAAUGAGAUUAACGUUCAGCUCCAGGCAACAGAAAUCUGCUCCACAGGCAAAUAAAACCAAACUACAGGAUGUGCAAGUUUUUCCGUAAUGCGGGCGAACCGCCUCCUUGAAAGUCUUGAUGUGCAGAUAUUUUUAUGUAACUCGAUCAACUUUAAAAUAAUUCUGAUGUUCUGAAAUGUGUUUGUGAGACAGUGUCUGUGACGGUGCAUUUCUUUAUAUAUGAUCAUCUGAGUUUCCAAAGUCAGACGGAUGGAUCUUCUUCCUUUCUCUGUUUUGUCGCUGAAUGUUUACUGCUGAAGAUUUGGUGACUUUGAUUUGUUUUCGCCAUAAACAACCAGCAGUUUUCCUGUAAAACACAGCGUGCAUUGCUGCUAUUGGCUCCUAACGUUAAUAUAUAUAUAUAUAUAUAUAUUUAAAUCCUUAGCAUAUGCAACAUGUUGCUCUACAUGGUGUCUGUUACUUCAUAUAUUAUUGGUGUUUCAGGGUAAAAAUAGCCAGAUUAUUGUGUGUUGUGUCGCCUCUAGACAUUUGUUUUUACUGUGAGAUGUUAUAUUUCAGGUGUUAAUAUUUAUAUAUAUAAUGAUUUCUGUUCUUAAAUCACCUGGUGCCUGUUUGUUUUUUUCUCUCAGGUUUAACAUGACAACAUGUUAAUGACACUUUAGUCUGAUGUUUUGUAUGUUCUAUGUUUUUAUACGCUCUUUUCUACGGUGCUGGUUUCUUAUCGAACAAAUAAAUGAUUAAAAGUUAUUAAAACGUC